Trichoplax adhaerens is the source of this 949-nucleotide messenger RNA. RefSeq lists its product as hypothetical. Lineage: Eukaryota; Metazoa; Placozoa; Uniplacotomia; Trichoplacea; Trichoplacidae. The coding region runs from base 1 to 612 and encodes 203 amino acids. The transcript has 5 exons. The record is from RefSeq and is a predicted model, not a curated record.
AUGACUACUAAAGACACCUUACAUGGCCAUUGGCACCCGCGCAGACAUUUUACUAAAAUCGCAGCUAAUAAUUGGAAUGAUCGCUUUCGUCAUAUAGCAAAACCCCCACCACCAGUAAAAUUUGCUCAGCGAUCGGAGGAGGUGCGGCAACAUCGGUUCUCGUUACACGAUAACAGACAUACAUUUUCCAAGGAAGGAGCAUAUUUUGAAACGGCAUUAGGUAAAAAGAAAUCUACUACCGGGACUCAGUUUACUUCAACUCGUAAUCUAAUCAGCUGGCAUGGGAAUAACACUGAUGGUUCUUUACUGUCAACAUAUCGAUCAGCAUAUCGUAACGGGACCGAAAAUCCAGCAUUAGAUGUAUGCACGCAGUUUAUUAAAUCUCAAAAGGCCGCAAAAUUGAAACCACAAACCCAAACUCAGUCGGAUUAUUCGUGCGAUCCAUCAACGAUGGCAUUAAAUCAUCAUGCAAUCAGUAGACCAACAACUUCAUUUCAACCUCAGAAAAGGCGAUUAACUAGAAGACCACAGAGUGCAAUGUCACUUUGCAGGAGAGACACCUCUAAUUUAUUAAAGUGGGAUAUCAAUUCUGAAAAGUCUCGUGAAACAUGACAAAAAUGCUACAAUAUCAAAGUUUUACAUUUAAAUGAUUGCUUAAAUUAACCAAAUAUCUAGCCUAUAAACUAUAACAGUUUUGACAAUCUGAUUUUGUUUGACUUUGAGAAAUUAUAAUUAGAAACAAUAAGUUAAUCUUACAAGACUAUGCAAUUUUACGACAUAACUCUAUUUCAAAGGUUAUAUCUGAUAUAAUAGUAAUAAUUACAAGCAGGUGUCUGUUUAACAUUUACAUCCGCCUAUCUAUAUAGUAAGUUCGAAUAUCCUACAAUCGUCGACUAUAGCAAAUCUGUCCAAAUUCAGCGCAAUUAACUCAAAUACUGAAAAUAAAUAC